AGUCAGACCGAAAUUGUUGUGCUAACGAUAACAUUCGAUUUCAUUUGAGUGGUCACUAAAUUAUCUUCAGAUACAAUCUUCGUUACUGAAUUGGUGUUGAAUAGAGUUUUGUGUCGAUAGCGCACGCGUUUGUGAUCAUCAUCAGCAGACAUUAACUGCGUAAAUCGUUUCAACGAAUUCAACCAACGUUUCAACGAAACAGCCUUACGGAUUUAUUUGUGACACGGAGCAGCGGAGAUAAAAUAGUCGAAAUGUUUGGAAAAAUUGGAGCAAUUAUGUGCAUUGUAUUCGUUGCAUUGGCCUUAGCUGAUUGGAGUUUGGCAAAUCCCGUUAUAGAAUCCGGUGGAGACUUUGAUUUGGUGGGAAUUUGCCUGAGGAACUGUGCCCAAUGCAAGAAAAUGUACGGAUCAUAUUUUGAAGGCCAAAUGUGCGCCGAUGGAUGUGUGAAAUUCAAGGGAAAAGUAAUUCCAGAUUGUGAAGACAUCGGUUCGAUUGCCCCAUUCCUCAACAAAUUUUAAGCAUGAAAUUAAAAACGGUACAUUGGAUCAACUCCAGCAACGUGAUAUAGUUGAUGUGUGAUUUUUGUUUAAGACUUUAUGAAUUUAUUUUAAGUUGAACGCUUUUUUCGUCCAUGGCGCCUGGGCCCGAAAUUUUAUUUGAUUCCAUUUAGAAAUGCUGGAAUUAAAAAAUAUACUCAUACCUUAUUGUAAGAACUCAUUUGUCAUUAUUUAUGUUUCACAUUGCUCGAAUUUAUGAUUCAAUAAAAUAUAAAAUAACCAAAA
Messenger RNA from Sitodiplosis mosellana (orange wheat blossom midge), 782 nucleotides. Its product is annotated as eclosion hormone. Bases 252 to 518 code for a protein of 88 amino acids. The transcript has 4 exons. Gene Ontology annotation, biological process: ecdysis, chitin-based cuticle; neuropeptide signaling pathway. Gene Ontology annotation, molecular function: ecdysis-triggering hormone activity. Lineage: Eukaryota; Metazoa; Arthropoda; Insecta; Diptera; Cecidomyiidae. The record is from RefSeq and is a predicted model, not a curated record.